Messenger RNA from Chrysemys picta bellii (western painted turtle), 1873 nucleotides. RefSeq names its product formimidoyltransferase cyclodeaminase (gene FTCD). The record is from RefSeq and is a predicted model, not a curated record. Gene Ontology annotation, molecular function: folic acid binding; transferase activity. NCBI's taxonomy places the organism in Eukaryota, Metazoa, Chordata, Testudines, Emydidae.
CUGGAGAUUGGGAAAGGUCACUGGCUAGGCCGUAUAAGGCUCUGCUCUUCUAGUUCUAUUUCUGCAGCCGCACAGGUCAGAGCAAACACCCAGCGUUACAUACACUGAACAACCCAGUGCGGCCAGGCCAAGGCACUCCCCUGGCAGGAACGAAAGCAGCACCAUGUCCAAACUGGUGGAGUGUGUCCCCAACUUUUCCGAGGGCAAUAACAAAGAGGUGAUCGAUGCCAUCGGCGAGGCCAUCUCUCAGACACCGGGGUGCGUCCUGCUGGAUGUGGACGCCGGCCCGUCCACCAAUCGGACGGUCUACACCUUUGUGGGGAGUCCAGACGCUGUCGUCGAGGGGGCUCUGCGUGCAGCCAGAGUGGCUUUUCAGCUCAUUGACAUGGGCAAGCACAGAGGAGAACAUCCCCGGAUGGGUGCCCUGGAUGUCUGUCCUUUCGUCCCAGUGAGGGAUGUCACCAUGGAAGAAUGCAUUCGCUGUGCCAGUCUGUUUGGGCAGCAAUUGUCAGUGGAGCUGGGCGUGCCUGUGUACCUGUAUGGAGAAGCAGCGCGGAAGGAGAGCAGGAAAUCUCUGCCAGCAAUCCGAGCUGGGGAAUACGAAGCCCUCCCUGAAAAGCUCACAAAGGCCGAGUGGGCUCCUGAUUUUGGCUCCGCGUCCUUUGUUCCAAGAUGGGGAGCCACAGUCACUGGUGCGCGUACAUUCCUCAUUGCGUACAACAUCAACCUCCUGUGCACAAAGGAGCUGGCGCAUCGGAUUGCUCUCAACAUCCGGGAGCAGGGCCGCGCGAAGGACCAGCCUGGGCGUUUGAAGAAGGUCCAAGGCAUGGGCUGGUACUUGGAUGAGGAGAAUAUUGCCCAGGUUUCUAUAAACCUGCUGGACUUUGAAAUCACUUCCCUCCACACGGUCUAUGAGGAGGUCUGCAAAGACGCCCGGGAGCUGAGCCUGCCUGUGGUGGGCUCCCAGCUGGUGGGGCUUGUCCCCAAGAAGGCCAUGCUUGAUGCAGCGGAGUAUUACAUUCAGAAAGAAAACCUCUUCAUCCUGGAGGAGGAACAGAAAAUCAGACUGGUAGUCAGCCGCCUGGGCCUGGAUUCCUUGUCUCCAUUUAACCCCCACGAGCGCAUUAUUGAGUACCUGGUGCAGAGUGGCCAGGCAGACGGAGACUUGGUGUCCAAGUCACUCCACGCGUUCGUGCGUGCCGUUGGGGCGAGGUCAGCAGCUCCCGGGGGAGGAUCGGUGUCUGCGGCAAUGUCUGCUCUGGGGGCAGCUCUGGGCUGCAUGGUGGGGCUGAUGUCCUCCGGGAAGCGUCAGUUUGAGGCGCUGGAAUUGGUCAUGAGGAAGCUGAUCCCUCCGUUCCAUCAGGCCAUGAAUGAGCUGAUUGUCAUGGUGGACACGGACUCGCUUGCUUUCAGCAGUUACAUGGACGCAAUGAAGCUGCCUAAGAACACGCCUGAAGAGAAAGAAAAGCGCACAGCUGCUAUGCAGCAGGGGCUGAAGAAGGCUGUAGGUGUCCCCUUCUCGCUGGCAGAGAAAGUGAACGCCUUAUGGCCCAUGUUAAAAGAGAUGGCUCAGUACGGGAACGUCGCCUGCAAAUCGGAUCUCCAGGUGGCGGCUAAAGCGCUGGAAGCAGGAGUGUUUGGUGCCUAUUUCAACGUGGUGACCAACCUGAAAGAUAUAACGGAUGAAGCCUUCAGGAAGGAGAUGCACGGCAGAGUCUCCAGCUUCUUGGCGGAGGCCCAGCAGAGCGCGGCGUUGGUGCUGGAGCUGCUGGAGAGCCGGGGGCGGUGAGAGAGGGGGGCGCUCGUCGGCAGUGUUAGCACUGAGGCCUGGCUUGGCUGGGCCCUGCUGCCCAGAAUACAAACCUGAAAUGUU